Vanrija pseudolonga is the source of this 1101-nucleotide messenger RNA. RefSeq lists its product as uncharacterized. The transcript has a single exon. NCBI's taxonomy places the organism in Eukaryota, Fungi, Basidiomycota, Tremellomycetes, Trichosporonales, Trichosporonaceae. The record is from RefSeq and is a predicted model, not a curated record. The coding region runs from base 1 to 1101 and encodes 366 amino acids.
AUGUCCGACUACGACCAGCACAACCCGGACGCCACCCAUUGGGGGGCCGCGCCACCCCUCUCCCCCCCAGGGGGCAUGGGAGCUCCGAGCAGCUCCGCCUCCAGCUCUGGUCCGUCCACCCCCACCGAGGGCGUGUGGAGUGCGCAGGAGACGGGCCGUGGCGAGGUCCUGAUGUACCCCUCCGUGACCUCUGUGCACGUCGAGUACAUGGACGUGGUGGACGCGAAGCGCUACCUCAAGGAGAGUGUGCGCGCCGGCCUCCGCCGCUUCCGCCACGGGUCUGACGGAUUCGAGGUGCAGCACUACGCGCUCGAGGACGACGGCUUUGUGGAGGUGCUCGUCGACGCCCCCUACUUCAGCGAGGGCGAGGAAGUCACCCCCGCGUUCCGCGAGGCCUUCAAGCUCCUCACCGGCUGGCAGUACGUCCAGGUCCCUCGCUUCUCGUACACCUCGACCGAGUAUCUCCUGGCGGGCGCCGAAAAGUGGGUCCUGAUCACCCCGUCGACGAACCAGGUGUUUGCGCUCGGCGCGUUCAUGGAGAAGAUGACCGACGGCAUGGUGGACGCGCUCGACUCGUGGGCGGACAACGCGCGCGUCCACGCACUCCCGACCGACAUUAUCGAGCAGCACGCCACUGGGCUGAUUAGCGGACACCACCUGGCCGCUGCGGACGCUCCGUUCACAUUCCCAGUGGAGGGGAGCGACCUCACGCUCGACGACGACGAGUGUACCGCCGUCCACAUGGUCCUGCAGGUGGCCAAGGUGGUGCUGUACCUCGCUGCGCCGUACGGCAUCGUCACGAACGGAACGCGCCACUUUGCGAUCGCUGGCCUUAUGCCGUACCGUAACGUGAGCAUCUCUCGCUCCUGGGGUCACUGGGUGGACGGGCAGCGCCUCCCCCACCUCGCGGGCCUGACUCCCGACACCAUCUUUGAUGCCCUCGCCAAGCUCCUCUGCUCGCACGCAUACCCGCCUCCUCCGGGCGCGGCGGCGCCUCAGGCCCCGGCCACACCACCCCGCCCGACUGUGGCCUCGAAGAUGCCGCGUAGCCAUCUCCCCCCAACGCCAGGCUCGAGCUUCGAAGUUGACAACCUAGUAUAA